Musca domestica (house fly) is the source of this 1337-nucleotide messenger RNA. RefSeq lists its product as uncharacterized. The record is from RefSeq and is a predicted model, not a curated record. The transcript has 2 exons. NCBI's taxonomy places the organism in Eukaryota, Metazoa, Arthropoda, Insecta, Diptera, Muscidae. The coding region runs from base 524 to 991 and encodes 155 amino acids.
UGUGUGUUUGCGCCAAUAUUUGUUAGGCGCAUUUGAAUGAAUUACGUUACAUUCUAAUGAAAAAACAAUUAUAAUAGAAAAGUCAUAUAAAUAAAUAAAACAAAUAGUUGUUUAUUUUGUCGAAUUACGUGCAUUUUGUGUGUGUCUGUGUAAUCAAUCAGAAUCGAUAAAAAUAGAAAAUUGGAAGCUAAAUAAAAAUAAAAAGAGGGAGAAAAAAAUCAAAGCAAUUAAGUUGUAGUUAAAUAUUGUGUUUGGUGGUAAUUAAAUAAAAUUUGUUGGCGUCUCUCCUCGUCCGGGGAUUUUCAAAGGGAUUUUUAUCUACGUACCUACGUCACAAUUGGAUUUUGUAUAAUUGAUACGCCUUAUUAGUAGAUACACAAUUUCAAAAGCAUUGGCAUCCAAUGCCCUCUGCUUAAAGCCACAGCGGAGAGAAGAAGAACUCAAACAACUAGGAAACACGUUUCUUGCGAAUGAAUGACGAAGUAAAUGAGCAAAACAUAGCAGCAGACUAAGUGGUGGCACAAUGAAUCCAACGUUUAAAACUCGGACAAGUGAUGAAGCACUUGAUGAGCAUAUGCAACAAUUGAAAACUAUUGUGGCCUCACGGAGGCAGAACCCGAAACCACAAGAGUCACAGUCACAGUCAACAUAUAGCGAAAGUCCGGCAGCAAUGCAUCCAGCACCAUCAGAUGCUGGUUCCACCCACAAAUCGUAUCAGCCAACAAAGCAACAACACAUUAACGAGGAUGACAUGCGUAUACGCAGCGAUUCGACAGCUACAAGCAUUUAUGUGAUGGGCAACACACCCAAUGCCAUGGGACAUGAUGCGUACUCCAGUAAUCCCCCCACCAUGGAUCGUAGGCAAGAGCAUCGCCUAUCCUGGGUAAAUAUGCGACGAAGGAUCGAAGGCUCAGUGGCGGAAAGUGAGGGGCCACGACGACCACCCGUAACACCCUCACCCCAAACGACACGUAGUUAUAUUCGAAUAUAACAACAACCGAAAUGAUGAGUUCUUCGGAUGGCCGCAGUACGGCCUUGAGAAAUGGCAGUAGCGUGGGUGUAGGUGGUGGUGGCGGUACUCUGAGUGGCAGAACAACGGCCACAUCGGGUCACAUGAGUACCAGCGGUGUGACAACCAUAAGUGGCAGCAAUAACACCUUGAAUGAUAUUCAUUCGGAUUAUCAUAGCCAAGAAGUGGGUGGCAGUCGGGAUUUCCAUAAUUUUCGCGUAGUCCCACCACACCCAUGAAACAGCAUAACUAUUCGGCCAAUGGUAGUUUUAAUUUGGCCAAUGGCAGCACCGUGAAAUUGUUGGCGGGCAAUGAUGAUGAGGCGAAU